CUCACGUCAUUACAGGAAGUCAGCGUCGUUCGUUACCAGCAAAGCGACCAAGAAGAAGAAGAGGAGUAAUAGAUCAACUCUACUAAUCCUUCUGCAGUAUUCAGGCUCGUUUACAAAGAGGUCUAAAGAUGUCGUCAGGUGCUUUGUUCCCAAGCUUGGUGAGCGGCUCCAGGGGAAGCUCCAGCAAGUACCUGGUGGAGUUCCGUGCCGGGAAAAUGACCCUGAAGGGGAACGUGGUGACACCGGACAAACGCAAAGGCUCGGUGUACAUCCAGCAGUCAGACGACUCCCUGAUCCACUUCUGCUGGAAGGACAGGACAUCUGGGAAUGUUGAUGAUGACCUGAUCAUCUUCCCCGAUGACUGUGAAUUCAAGAAGGUGAGCCAGUGCACCACCGGACGAGUCUUUGUGCUGAAGUUCAAAGCCGGAUCCAAGAGGCUGUUCUUCUGGAUGCAGGAGCCAAAGUCCGAUAAGGAUGACGAGUUCUGUCGUAAGGUGAACGAGUACCUGAACAACCCUCCCAUCCCCGGAGCCGGAGGGAGCGGGGGGGGCAGCGGACAUGAACUCUCUGCACUGGGAGGAGAGGGAGGCCUGCAAAACCUGCUGGGAAAUAUGAGCCACAACCAGCUGAUGCAGCUGAUCGGACCGACUGGACUGGGAGGACUGGGAGGUCUGGGAGCUCUAGCAGGACCAGGACUCGCUAACCUGCUGGGCAGCGCGGGGCCGACCACCACCACCAGCAGCUCCUCCUCCAGCUCUCGCAGCCAAGUCAUCGGCUGCCACUCCUUCCUCAGCGGGGCCUCCAGGCUGACGCACCACUCAGGCCCCACCACCCCGCUGACCUGCUGCCUCAGCCGCCUCCCCUACUACCUUGUUGCUCCUCCACACGCAGUCCAUGGCAUGUUCAGCACGCGGCCUCUGGCCUUCAGGUCAGCCUCGGCCCGCUCCAUGAAUCAGUUCGGGUCUGCCGGCUGA
Molecule: messenger RNA, 974 nt
Organism: Notothenia coriiceps (black rockcod)
Lineage: Eukaryota; Metazoa; Chordata; Actinopteri; Perciformes; Nototheniidae
Gene: adrm1
Product: ADRM1 26S proteasome ubiquitin receptor
Exons: 7
Coding region: 129-974 (281 amino acids)
Cellular component (GO): proteasome regulatory particle, lid subcomplex; cytoplasm; nucleus
Molecular function (GO): endopeptidase activator activity; proteasome binding
Source: RefSeq, a predicted model, not a curated record